AUGCAGUUCAAGAUCCUUGCCCUUUCGACUCUUGUGGCCACUGCAGCUGCCACCUUGGACAUCGCCUUCAGCGGCUACUACUAUGCCGACUGCGUCUCCCCCAGCAUUGAAGCUGCCAACGUGAUCUCUGGUGCCUGUGGACCAAACAACGGCCUCCCUCUCAAGUCUUUCUCGGCGCGCAUCUACUCCGGCUCCUGUGAUGCUGGCACAUCGCCCGUUUUGAAGCUUUACACCGCCACGGGCUGUACUGAAGAGUCACUGUACGGCGAAUACAACGUUACCAGCGAUACCCAGUGCUUCGCGGUGGAUGGAACAUUCUUGAGUAAUGAGGUUGUUUGCGAGUAG
Molecule: messenger RNA, 345 nt
Organism: Aspergillus welwitschiae
Lineage: Eukaryota; Fungi; Ascomycota; Eurotiomycetes; Eurotiales; Aspergillaceae
Exons: 2
Coding region: 1-345 (114 amino acids)
Source: RefSeq, a predicted model, not a curated record